UUCUAGCCUGGACUGUGGCUUCCGACGCUGCUGUGGUCAUGGGGAUGCAGGCACCAACAGACGGAAGGGUGCUUGGUGACUCUCAUCUACCCUGGGGACCCGGGAUAGCCAGCCAUGCCACUGCUGAGGGAAGCGGUGCCCAUGGAGAAGGAGCUGCGGCAUCUGCCUCCAAGCCCACUUGGCUGGUUCCUCCCAAGCCUGUUCGCCGCCUUCAAUGUGGUGCUGCUGGUCGUCUUCAGCGGCCUCUUCUUCGCCUUCCCGUGGCUGGCUCAGCAUGGGAACUGGGCCUUUGCCCUGGUCACAGGCCUCCUCUUCAUCCCUACCUUGUUUAGUCUCAUUUGGCUCAACUUCUCAGACCCUGGUAUCUUACAUCGAGGCUCUGUGGAGCAGAGUCCCAUGACAGUGCAUGUGGUAUGGGUGAACCACAGAGCCUUCCGCCUGCAGUGGUGCCCCAAAUGCUGCUUCCACCGCCCGCCCCGGGCCUGCCACUGUCCCUGGUGCAACAUCUGCGUGGAGGACUUUGACCAUCACUGCAAGUGGGUCAAUAAUUGCAUCGGCCAGCGCAACUUCCGGUACUUCAUGCUGCUCGUGCUGUCCCUCUGCCUCUACUUGGGCGCCUUGCUGGCCACCUGCCUGUUCUUCUUGGUGCACACCAGCCAUCUGCCCUUCUGCCUUGACAAGGCCAUGGCCAUCCUGGUGGCUGUGCCUGCCGCAGGAUUCCUGGUGCCGCUGUUCUUGCUGCUGCUGAUCCAGUCCCUGUCGGUGAGCGCGGCCGAGCGCUCCUAUGAGGGCAAGCGCAGAUAUCUUCAGGGAUACAACCCCUUUGACCAGGGCUGUGUCAGCAACUGGUACUUAGCCAUCUGUGCACCGCUGGGACCCAAGUACAUGGCCGAAGCUGUGUGGCUGCAGAGAACAGUGGGACCCGAGUGGGCGCCUAUGCACUUCCCCGCCAGCCCCUGUAUACAUAGGGACCCUCCAAUUCCCUCCGACCCUCAGCCCCAGCCACCUGGU
Molecule: messenger RNA, 1011 nt
Organism: Ochotona princeps (American pika)
Lineage: Eukaryota; Metazoa; Chordata; Mammalia; Lagomorpha; Ochotonidae
Gene: ZDHHC19
Product: zinc finger DHHC-type palmitoyltransferase 19
Exons: 7
Biological process (GO): protein targeting to membrane; peptidyl-L-cysteine S-palmitoylation
Cellular component (GO): endoplasmic reticulum; Golgi apparatus
Molecular function (GO): protein-cysteine S-palmitoyltransferase activity
Source: RefSeq, a predicted model, not a curated record